GGCUACGGCAGUCUUCGCGAACGCUUCGUAGGGUCGAGUCGAGUGCUUUUUUUCGUCUUUAAGUUAUCGGUGUCUAAAUUUUUGUCGCCUUGUCUCACCUCACCUUCUUUUAUGAAAAAUAUAUUUCUCGGUUUGUGCUUACCUGAUAAACGAAUGUGAACUCGUUUCUCCACAUUUUUCUGUCAAUAAAUCGGAGAAAUCGGUGGAUUUUCAAAAUGAGAACGUCAGCAAACUGUGGAAAACGUACCAGCAAGAAGAAAAAAGUAGAGAGCGUGUAUGUGUGUUCAUCUUGCUGCUACAGCAGUCAACGAUUUUACAACGUCUCACGUCACGAAAUUAGAAUCCACACAGCAUCAGCGAAACCGCGCUAUUGUUGCAAAACAAAGUUCGUGACCAAAGGAGAUUAUUAUGCACACUGCCAGCAGCGUCACCCCAUUUCGCGUCCGGCGAGUUUGACAUCCAGGACAAAAUACCGAAUAGAUUUUGGGCAAAAAAUGAGCAGUCCGUCGAUCGGUUGGUCUCGAUACAUGUUCAGAGCUCGGAAAACCACGAAAUCGAUAAAAACGUACAAAGAAGAAGACACCGAAGAUGAUUUGGAAUCGAGCGAGGCAACGGAAUCUUCGACAUCUUCAGGAUCGUCGAGUUACAAGGGGAAAAAUUCGAUUGCCACCGCGAAUGGAAGCGUGGAUAACACGACGUCGUCGAAUGUUCAGCGCGUCGAUAACUCAGCGAGAAUCGACUUCGAUAAAUCGGCGGAUUUUUGCGAACCGUUGAACGAAACCCUGGAAAACAAUGCCGCGAUCGAUUCCGGAUAUUGCAACGAUUCCACAGUCUCAACGAGUACGGACGUGGGAGACGAAAAUUUGCCAAUCGGCAGUAUCGAUUGGUUCACGAAUUUUGCCAAUGUUAUCGAACAAACUCCGGAAAUCGGUACUAUCGAUUGGUACAUGGACUUGGAGAAGAUUGCGAAUGCACAAGUAACGAACGACUCGGUCGAUCGAAGCCCCCACCAAAUCAACGACGUUGAUUGGUGCACUAAUUUCGAGGACGUCGAAACUUCAAUGGGAGACAAUCAUCCGUUCAAUGAGAAUCUGCAAAUUGUUGCUCCUGUUUGGUGUCCAACGGAUCGGAAUCUUCACCAAAAAAACGACUUCGUCGACAAAAGUUUGGAAAACGUGGACAACUCGGAAGAUAAGAACGGAAACACGAACGAAAAUUUCCAUGAGCCACAAAACGAAGAGAGAAAUUUCAAAAAUCUACAAAUUCAAAACGAUCGCGUUGACAAAAAUUUCAAAAUCGAGGCCAUCGAAUGGCCCACCACGAAAUUCGGAAACGUCGAAACGAAAAACGACCUCGUCGAAGCAAAGUCAGACACCAUUGAAUGGUUGUCAACUUCCGAAGACGUUCAAAGCUCACCGGAAAAAAAUAGCAAAGCUUUCAACGUUCCUAAACCGUCGUACGAUUUACCAUUAAAGAAACGCUCGUGGCGCUACGUCGAAAACCUCCAAUCCCAUCGUCGAUCCGAUGCGAUAGUAGGCAAAUCAAUAGUCGAUCGUUUGCACGAUCGGCUCGUGUACAGAAGUUCGGUUGAGCCGAAACCUCGAAAGAAGUUUCGAGACGCCAAGAAAGGAAGCAGGAAGACGAAAUUUCAGACUGCUGAGGAAAUCAAAGAAAAUGUUCAUCCGUCGUCGCACUCGUCACUCAACAGCCAACAAAGUGAAACUAAAAUGGCAAAUGAGAAUCAGCUCGAGUCCGAAACCAUAAAAAUAGAUGUUGAUCCACGCAUCACUCAAGAUCAUCGAAAAUAUUUCGAUUGCUUGCUGAAUAAUAUUCCUUCUCUUUUUGAACUAAUCAAUCGCAUGGAUAAUUCACAAUUGUUGUGAAUCCUCAAAUCAAAGCGUCAUUUUUUGCUCUUUUAAGCAUUCUUCAUCGAACUCCGUAUACCCCGGUUUUUUUUUUAGUAGGCUAUAUUUGUGUCGAGUCGUCCAUUGAGCGUUCGAUAUUCUCAUAACACAAGAAUUUCUAUAUUUUUUAAGCAUUUUUAACUGCGAUCGACUGAAAUCAUGGUACCGCCUGCUCCUUUCUAUUCAAAACUACGUUCAUUUUAUCACAGGUUGUUAAGAUCAGGCAUGACAUUUUUAUUUUCUAUCACGACCGAAAUUUUCUUGCCUUUUUUGUAACGAAUAAAUUUAUUCGAUUUUUGCAA
Messenger RNA from Venturia canescens, 2206 nucleotides. RefSeq lists its product as uncharacterized. Lineage: Eukaryota; Metazoa; Arthropoda; Insecta; Hymenoptera; Ichneumonidae. The record is from RefSeq and is a predicted model, not a curated record. The transcript has 3 exons. The coding region runs from base 216 to 1883 and encodes 555 amino acids.